Messenger RNA from Anolis sagrei ordinatus, 476 nucleotides. RefSeq names its product NADH:ubiquinone oxidoreductase subunit C1 (gene NDUFC1). NCBI's taxonomy places the organism in Eukaryota, Metazoa, Chordata, Lepidosauria, Squamata, Anolidae. Gene Ontology annotation, cellular component: mitochondrion. The record is from RefSeq and is a predicted model, not a curated record.
GUCCGUGUUCUUUGUUUGCUCUUUGCAGGAGGAGAGGGCGAAGGAAGCAAAAUGGCGGCGCCCUUACAGGCUGUGAGGAGACUUUUGCGGUCGUCGGGAGGCCUGAACCCGACAUUUUCUCGCUCUGCAUUCACGGCAAGGAAAGAUGAUCCAAACAAUCCUAACUGGGUGAAGGUUGGUCUGAGUCUUGGUGCCACGGCUGCAAUAUGGAUGCUGAUCUUCAAACAGCAUAAUGAACAUUUAGCAGAAUAUGAAAGAAGAAAAGCAGAACAGGGAUCUUAAUGGUUUCAAAUUAUUAUGGUUUAAGCUGUUUUCCAUGUGAAUCAUCACAUUUACAUUAAUAAUUUAAACAGAAUAUCUGCUGGAUCCAUUCCUAAUCAAUACUAAGCUUCUUGAAAUAAAGCAAUAGCAAGUAUAGAAGCUGAUGAAAUGUAUGGACAUGUCUGAAAAUUACAAAUAAAAUAUGUUAAGUUAAA